UGCGGUGGGGCCUCCUCCCCCCGGCCUCCCCCGGGGCAGCGCGGCGAGAGCCCGGCGGUCUCUCAGUGCCCCCCCCGGUCCCUUCCCCACCCCUCCCCUCCUCCCCGCACACCGCCACCAUGGCGGAGCAGGAGAGCCUGGAGUUCGGCAAGGCCGACUUCGUGCUGCUGGACGCCGUCACCAUGCCCGAGUUCAUGGCCAACCUCCGCCUGCGGUUUGAAAAAGGACGUAUUUAUACGUUUAUUGGGGAAGUGGUCGUUUCCAUGAAUCCUUACAAGAACUUGAACAUCUAUGGGCGUGACAUGAUCGAGCAGUACAAAGGAAGGGAAUUGUAUGAGAGGCCUCCUCACCUCUUUGCAAUUGCUGAUGCGGCUUACAAAGCGAUGAAGAGGCGAUCAAAAGACACCUGUAUUGUAAUAUCAGGUGAAAGUGGGGCUGGGAAAACUGAGGCCAGUAAAUAUAUUAUGCAGUACAUAGCAGCCAUUACCAACCCUGGUCAGAGAGCGGAGGUGGAAAGAGUGAAGAACAUAUUGCUGAAAUCUAAUUGUGUAUUAGAGGCCUUUGGCAAUGCCAAAACAAACCGCAAUGACAAUUCCAGCAGGUUUGGAAAAUACAUGGAUAUCAACUUUGAUUUUAAAGGCGAUCCAAUAGGUGGGCAUAUCAAUAAUUACUUGCUUGAAAAGUCCCGUGUGAUUGUACAGCAGCCAGGAGAACGAAGCUUUCAUUCUUUUUACCAGCUCCUCCAGGGGGGUUCUGACCAGAUGUUGCGUUCUCUACAUCUUCAGAAGGAUGCAUCUGCAUACAGCUACAUCUCUCCUGGAGCACAGCUAAAGUGUUCCAUCAAUGAUGGUGCAGAGUUCAAAGCUGUAGCUGAUGCCAUGAAAGUGAUAGGCUUCAAGCAAGAGGAGAUUCAGACUGUCUACAAAAUUGUGGCAGCCAUUCUUCACUUGGGGAACUUGAAGUUUUCUGUGGAUGGAGAUACACCUCUAAUAGAAAAUAGCAAGGUUGUGUCAAUCAUUGCAGACUUGCUGUCAACAAAAUCUGAGAUGGUGGAGAAGGCUCUUUUGUUCCGAACUGUAGCUACAGGUCGGGAUGUCAUUGACAAACAGCAUACUGAACAAGAAGCCACCUACGGCAGAGACGCCUUUGCAAAAGCUAUAUACGAGCGCCUCUUUUGUUGGAUUGUGACGCACAUCAAUGAUGUGAUCGAAGUGAAGAACUACGACACUACAAUACAUGGCAAAAACACAGUCAUUGGUGUCCUGGAUAUUUAUGGCUUUGAAAUAUUUGACAACAACAGUUUUGAGCAAUUUUGCAUUAAUUACUGCAAUGAAAAGCUACAGCAGCUCUUUAUUCAGCUAGUUCUGAAGCAGGAGCAGGAAGAGUACCAGCGAGAGGGAAUUCCCUGGAAGCAUAUUGAUUACUUUAACAAUCAGGUCAUUGUUGACCUGGUAGAGCAGCAGCACAAAGGGAUCAUUGCCAUUCUGGAUGAUGCCUGCAUGAAUGUUGGAAAAGUUACAGAUGAGAUGUUUCUUGAGGCUCUUAAUAACAAGCUAGGGAAGCACGCACACUUCUCCAGCAGAAAGCUUUGUGCAACUGACAAAACCCUGGAGUUUGACAGAGACUUUCGAAUCAAGCACUACGCUGGAGAUGUGAUUUACUCAGUCACUGGAUUUAUUGACAAAAACAAGGACACUUUAUUUCAAGACUUCAAGCGCCUCAUGUACAACAGCUCUAAUCCUGUGCUGAAGAUGAUGUGGCCUGAAGGUAAACUGAGCAUCACUGAGGUAACGAAGCGACCUUUGACAGCUGCUACCCUUUUUAAGAAUUCCAUGAUUGCACUAGUGGACAACCUGGCAUCAAAGGAACCCUAUUAUGUCCGUUGCAUUAAGCCCAACGAUAAGAAGUCACCACAGCUUUUUGACGAGGAACGUUGCAGGCAUCAGGUUGAAUACCUUGGCCUUCUGGAAAACGUGAGAGUGCGCCGAGCAGGAUUUGCCUACCGCCAAACGUACGAGAAGUUUCUGCACAGGUACAAGAUGAUCUCAGAAUUCACUUGGCCAAACCAUGACCUCCCUUCAGACAAAGAUGCUGUGAAGAAGCUCAUAGAGAGUCAUGGAUUUCAGCAUGACGUUGCUUAUGGGAAGACCAAGAUAUUUAUCCGUACGCCUCGAACAUUGUUCACCUUGGAGGAACUGCAUGCCAAGAUGCUCGUGAGGAUUGUCCUCUUCCUACAGAAGGUUUGGAGGGGCACCUUGGCUCGUCUUCGCUAUAAGAGGACAAAGGCUGCCCUGACGAUACUCAAGUAUUACCGCCGCUACAAAGUGAAGGCCUACAUCCAUGAAGUUGCCCAACGCUUUCGCAAUGUGAGGUCAAUGAAGGAUUAUGGCAAGCAUGUGCAAUGGCCCACUCCACCAAAAGUGCUGCACCGAUUUGAAGAGGCACUCCAGAUGAUUUACCAUAGGUGGAGAGCAGGUGAACUCAUCCGGAGCAUCCCACCAAAAGACCUACCUCAACUGAGGGCAAAGGUUGCUGCCAUGGAAGUGCUGAAGGGUCACAGAGCUGAUCUUGGGCUACAAAGAGCUUGGGAGGGGAAUUACAUCGCACUGAGACCAGAUAACCCUCAGACCACAGGCUCCUUCAUCCCUGUUGCCACUGAGCUGAAACGGAAAGACAAGUACAUGAAUGUCCUCUUCUCGUGUCACGUCCGCAAGGUCAAUCGCUUUAGUAAGGUGGAGGACCGAGCAAUUUUCAUUACUGAUCGACACCUUUAUAAGAUGGACCCUAUGAAGCAGUACAAAGUGAUGAAGACCAUCCCCCUCUAUAAUUUGAUAGGAUUGAGCGUCUCCAAUGGAAAGGACCAGCUUGUGGUCUUCCACACGAAGGACAACAAGGAUCUCAUUGUCUGUCUCUUCAGUAAAGAGCCAUCUGAUGACAACAGGAUUGGAGAGCUGGUGGGAGUCCUGACGAGCCACUUCAAGAGGUGAAACCUCCAGCUGAUGCUCUUCAGUGCCUUAACAAGUCUAUGUUGGGAAGAGCUGUGAAACUGUUGAUUGCACCCCAGAUCCUGUAUUCUCAGUGUUCAGACUUCCCUGCUUUGCUGUUCCUUUUCCCCAGCCAUUACAAUAAAGCACCCCAUCCUUUUGUCAUGCUGAGACCAUUGUGGGGACUGGUCUAAAAUACUGAGCGUUUCAUGUAGGGGUAUAAACUGUUGAUUUUCAAUUUCUUAUACUGAUUUAACAAUGACAUUUUUAUUUUAAAAAAUAAUUAGUUUUAGUUUUUAUCCAUCUAAUUAGUUAACUGCCAUUUUAAAGACAGUACUCUUACAUGCUGUUUAAUAUUCACUUACUACAGUAUCGGUUUGUUUUUUUAUUGUUUUAAAUGAACUCUCAGCACAGCUUGUUACAUGGAAGUGUCUGAAAGUCACUUUUUCUCAGAUGUCUGGUCGAGGUUACAGGUUUAAGGGAUAAUGUACAGGAACAGCUCAUGUUUAAUUUGCCAAAUAUCCAAAUGUCAUGGUUUCCCUUAUCAAAGCAAUAUCUGUAAAUCAAAAUAAAAGGGGAAAAUUCUUGUUUUCAGCCAGUUUCAAUUUUCUAAGUGUAAAAAAAAUCCUGUCUGUGAAUGGGAUUAGCUGACCCAUUGAGAAGCACUUUGGGAAUUCCUCAUUAAACAGGAUUAGCUGAGAAUCGCUGUGUGCCUCAUGGCAAGUGUCAGGUUUCCCUGUCCUGCCUGUCAGGAGGUGCUUGCUGUGACAAAGUGGAUCCGGCAGUAAAACCCUGUGAAAGUCGGGUGGCUGAGUGACCCUGGAUGUGACUUCGGAACCGUGCUACACCUGUGAUGUGCAGGGCGGCUUCCUUGGGUGGCAGCGGGGUCUCGCGUAAGGUCCUCUCCAAACGUACAAAGUAGUUUCCAGCCAUCCUGGUCCCAGUCCUCACAUCUCCGUUAGGAGGUUUUAGCAAGGGUGAGGUUGUACAGCUACCUGUGGUUCCAUGUAAUACAUAACGAUGUUUUAAAUACUUGGGUGAGAAAAUCAUUACAAACUCUGACAAUCCGUACUAACGUAUAGGCAGGACUAGGAGGAGACUGGUGGUGACACCUGUGCUGAGGACGUCCAGACCUUCUCAUUCGGAUGCUUUGUUUGAUUCCUAGUGGUAGUUUUCACACUUUCAGGUUGUGGUCACAAAUGAAUAAGCUUUUUAGUGUAAAACUAACAUGAAGUUUCUAUGAGCUCUACAAUUUUGGAGCAGCAACUCUGCUGGUUAAGGUGUUAGGGAACUGAAUGUAGUCGGGCUAAUGGGUGUUUGAGUCAUGUUUGUGAUUUGGCAGCUGUUAUUUUUUUAAAACAAAGCAAUUAUUUAGCUAACUGAAUUCCCAACAGAAAUAAUGGCAGAGCUGGCUGAAAUACUAAUGCUAUGGCCACAGCGUACCGUCAAGUGCUGGAGCUCGUGUUCAGGAAAAAGGGACCUGAGAAGCUUUUCCAGAAGAGUGGAUGUAAAAGGGUGAGGGCUUUCAGCCAGGAAAGGAUUUAUCUUCUCCAUCUUUUACAUCAAAGUUGCUUCAGGGUCUUUAAGCAUUUAGAAGACUUCUCCAGCAGGUCAAGUCCAGUGUGCUGAGGACUCUUUCUGGAUGUACUUUGGAGCUGUACUUUGCCAGAGAAGACCUGUUUCUAGCCCGUUUUCACAGAACGAAUUCCUUCUCAUCCUCUGGUGGGUCUCACACUGCCUCUGUCAGCUCCUGUCUGGUUCCUCCUGAAGUGUGGAAGCAUCACCAGAUGAACACCCUUGAUGGUAAAGGCAGCUCAGAUGUCAUCACCAAAGGUGACCGAGACCCAUCCUUUGUUUCCAGGCAUUGUGCUCCAUUCUGCAGUACAUCCAAACCUAAAGAUUUUAUUUUUUUUAUGUCUGGUUUAAACACACUUAGUAUUUUCUGUUCAGCAUGCAUAUUGAUCUAAGCUGCAUGGGUAUCAGUGGCCAGCUCUCUUCAGUGUUUCUGUUCCCCUAAUCCCUGCAUUGUCUGCAGCCACAACCACUGAUUUUCUACCAGGAUUGCUGAAGGGAAGGAGGAGUUAAAAGAACAGUAAAAAGUAAUUCCUGCAGAACUCCAGCAGAAAAUCACUUGCCUAAGGAUAAUUUUAUAUUUUCCAUUCCGCUUUGAGACCUGUCAGCCAAUUUUAAUCAUUAGUGCUCACUGGAUUAAUUUUCUUUAGUUCUGGGUUCUUAAACAGGCAUGCCUUAGAGCCAAUUGCCUUGGCACUGUUACACUAUUGACCAAACAGUAAUUCAUAAAAACGGAUGUCAGGCUAAAGGCAACGGGCUGUAGGUUUCAUUAGAGUCAGUUAUCCUGUUCUUCUUGCACACAGGGCUCUUUUUGGCCUGGCAUGAAGGUGUCUUUAGGAAGAUUGUUUCUCAGCUUUCCCUCUCACAUGCAUUCAGUAUAGGAAUUUUGCUCCAUCUGUGCAUUUCAUGAUGUUAUAUGAGAUGGUAGCGGUUUGUUUGAUUGUGGAAGCAGAGAGGCUUGGUUAUUUGACUUAGUGGCACAUAUGUGUACAUUGUAUGUAUGUAAUGCAGGAGUGUGGCUGUGUGUGUGUGUAUACAUAUAUAUAUAUUUUAAAUAUGGGCAAAAUCUGUCUCAUCAGCCUUUCAAAAUAAACAUGUUAGGUGUAAGGUGUGCAGUUUCCCCAGGCUUCCUUAUUAAGCAAGAUCUGCAUAGGGCAGCGCAUCCUUGCAAAAAGCCUCUUUCUUUGCCUGCCCUCAGCAGCAUGGUGGCACACAGGGGAUGUAUCUGGGAUUACAGCUUUAUUGUGCUAAACACUGUAAACAAACAGAUCCCGGUGCAAGAGUUUGCUGCCUAGGCAGACCAGGCAGGUGCAAGGGGGAGAAGCAGCAUUGCGUUGCACUGGGGAGCAGAGGGCUGCAGUGGUUGUGCUUUUUGCAAGGUUCCACACACACCUCCAACGCAGCCACUCUGCUUAAUAUAUAUCCACUCUGUGUUGACUGGCUGUGCUUUAAAAUAUUUCCCAGAGUGGUUCUUGAGACUAUAUUAGGUAACGGCCUUGCUUGAUGUGUUAGAAAGCAGUUAAUAGUUGUGGUCUGGCUGUACCUGGAAGUUCUUGAAACAGCUGCACUGAAAUGGAGUAGUUGUGAAGAGAGAAAAUGAGAAGAAAAGUGCACUUCUGACUGCUUUUCUAGUGUUCAAAGCUCCAGCCAUAAAUAUUUGUUAACACUGGAAUUGCUUCAAACUUUGCAUGAGUGCAGGAUGCCCCUAAUCCCCCUGAACUACAUAAAUUGAGUGUCAGAAUAAAGCCCAUCCAGAAUUGCAGGCUAUUUGGGGAGAUUAAAUAUAUUUGGAACAGGAGAACUCACAAAUGUUAUUUUCUGAAUUUUGUUCUUUUUAACAAAUCAUGUUGUGGCAAACAAAGCUUUCUGCAAACACAUUUAAGUGAAAGAUUUUUAAAUUUGCUAUUAUCUUAAUAGCAGUGUUUAAGGUUAAGCUCUGAGAGUGCUGCCUCCUGGGUGAUUUUUGUUAAUAGCAUGAGUGUUUGCUAGGUAGAUGGAAAGAAGCAGUCUGUAAAUGCACAUUUUCAAUCCAUUGUGCAGGAGUAAGGAUGAGCAUUUAAAACAUUAAAAAAAAAUCAACAUGAUUUUAUUUUGCUUAUUUAGGAAAAUCAGUCCUCAGCCCAGUUAUGAGCACAAUCUGGAACACAAAUCAUUAAGCAGGAGAGCCCAGUUUGUUUAAAAUCAAUCCAAUAUAUUUUAUUUCCUCCACUAUGUAGAAAUAGACCUUCCAGCUCAGGCCUAGGUGUCAUGCAAGAGUUUUAAAACAUUUUGAUUUUAACUGACUUUCACUGACUUUAAUCAGUUUAACAUUUUCCCUUUGUUUAAAAACUGUUUACCUUUCUCUUGUAGAAACCUUAUUAACUGCUGCGACUUAGAUUUACAUGUGACUUAAGACAGAAGCAUUUUUUUUCUAUGGUUGGUGACCACCUCGAAGAGACAAUUCUGAUGAAAACUCUUGUUUCUUUGGGACCGAAGGGAAGGAAGAGGAGCCCAAACUAGUGUUUGAAAAUCCAUGGGUGAUAGCGUGCUCUUAACCAGCCAUCCUUACUCCAAGGAAAUAACCAUCCCUCAUAAGGCAGAAAACCUCUGCACAAAGGAAGGGUGUUACAGCUGCUGGUAUCAAAUUAAUCUGUCACUUAAGCUUUGUGAACGCUACGAAAAUUAUCUCUUGCUGACAAUGGGUGUCAGCAGCGCCGGCAGCCAGGCUCGUGAUGAGCUCUCUUUAACUGGAAGUUUCCAUCUGUACUGGGGGUUUCUUGUAGGCUAGACAAGAUCAAAAGGAGUUGAGCGCUGCUUCAGAAAACCAGGCUGGAAACAAACUGCUUCUAAAUUGCUAUUUAAUGCGAUUUGUCCUUUGUCACCACUGCCAACUAACCCAUGUUUAGUUCUGAUUCAGCUGUGCCAGUGGCUGACACCAUUGUUAUCAUCGGCUGAAUCCUGACAAAGGGCUAGACUUUAUUCAUAUCAGAUUCCUCUGUAACAUUUUUUUCAGUGCUUGAGUGGAGCAUAAAUAGCUUUGUUUUUAUACAGGAUUUCUAUUCAUAACUUCUAGUAAAACUCUGCUGUUGUCUGGGAGGAGCCCUAGCCUGCAGUUAGCUGUCAGCUUCUAAGCACCAGGUACUCAACCCUGCAGCAGGAUGGUGGCAAAAGAAAAAACAAUUUCCUCAUUCAAUAAAAUACAUAAAAUUAAAAAAAAAAAAAAAAAAAAAAAAAAAAAGCUUAAUUUCUCUAACCUUGUCAUUGUGGCUUAGAAUUUUUUUCUAGGAUUUAGCUAAGAUUUGCCUUUGGCUAACUUACGAUCUUUAUGAUCAUCUCUGGUAAUUCCUGUGCAGGUUUGUUAACCACACAGUUGUAACUGGGAUUAAGAAAUGACAGUUUUUCUUUGGAAAAUACACUGUGUAGAUGAAAGAUUUGUUGCUUUUGGUGAGUUCAGGGCAUGAACAGGAGGAAUUCUAGCACCAUGAUAAACUCUUAAUGUCCUCUUUUUAAAUUUUGUAUUAUUUGGGGAAGUUUUCUUCAGCUAUUGAUGCUACUGAGCUUAUCUAGAGAACUGCCAUGCUAGAAGGGAACUCAUUAAGGCAGUCAGAAGAGGAUUGGUUCCUUUCUUAAAAUGCAUCUUCCUGAUGCUGUUGCUGGAGCAGAGUUCAUUCACUGUCUCUGACAUGGGUCCUGAACCCCCUGACCAGGGAAGCUUUCCCUCUCCCACAUCCUGGUGGAAAAAGUAGCCUUUUGUUAUACUUCUUAAUACAUUCCUGGCACAGUGCAGAUAACUUUGUCUCCUGCAGUCCUGGAUUUAUGCUGAGUAUAAAGUGAGCUCUGGAGGGGGGAUUGGGCUCUCAAGAGGCUGACUUUAAUCUUUGCUGCAAAAUUUUGAGUCCCUUAUUUGAGUACUUGACCUCUAAAUCUAAAAGUCAAUUCUUUUGUCUGAUAAUGUAAUAGUAGCAAUUUAUUAUAUUUUAUGAUGUUCCGUUGAUUGUGAAGAGUUUUACUGGUCAGCUUUUCUUUCCCAAGUCCUACUCCCAUUGUCAACACAAAUUCUCUCUGAAAUUCUCUGGAAAGAGAACACCGCUGUGGCUGAAACACAGUCGAGCUGCACACAGAUGCCAGUAGAAGGUAACUGUGAUACUGUCUGUUUUGUAAAGAGCACCCAGAUGGUAAAGCUCCAGGCAGGAGUUCGGGGUGCUCCUGGGAUGGAUGGAGAUCUUGGUAGACAGAAUUAUUGGAGCUUGAUGUUCUUUGAAGGAGAUGGACUUUCAGUGUUCGGCUGCUUGAUGUUUUCUGAAGUUGUUUUGUGUAGAGGUUGCUGAGAAAGUGUUCUAUAGGGCACAUAAAAUAAAUAAAUAAAUUAUCAUUGAUUACUUCAAAAAUUUAGAACCAUUUUUUUGCUGUAACCAUAAUUCUGAUAAAAACAGCUCCUCAGUGACCCAAAAUUCUUCUCCAGCUCAUCAUACAAGUUGGAUGUGUCGUUAACUAAUGUUUUUUUUUGUCUUAUUAGCCUUUUCAAAGUGUUAUUUGAGAUGCCCAGUUCAUUCCUAAUCCCCAGCUAGUGGAUGCACUGGGUUAAAACAGAUGAAUCCUUUCUCUUCUUGGACUGUCUAUGGCAGUAGGGUGAAACUGGAAGGAUUAUUUGUGUUCUGAAA
Oxyura jamaicensis (ruddy duck) is the source of this 9196-nucleotide messenger RNA. It is a transcript of the gene MYO1D, whose product is annotated as myosin ID. Bases 120 to 2987 code for a protein of 955 amino acids. Lineage: Eukaryota; Metazoa; Chordata; Aves; Anseriformes; Anatidae. The record is from RefSeq and is a predicted model, not a curated record. Gene Ontology annotation, biological process: actin filament organization; vesicle transport along actin filament. Gene Ontology annotation, cellular component: microvillus; myosin complex; actin cytoskeleton. Gene Ontology annotation, molecular function: ATP binding; microfilament motor activity; actin filament binding. The transcript has 22 exons.